AUUUAAUCGAGCACCAGGAGAAUGGCAGCCUGCAAACGACCUUUAGCCAGUUAUCGUUAACUUUGUAACUAUUAAUUUUACGUAAUUGUGCUUGCAGUGGCCCUGGCGAGCGACUGAAUGACAGACGAUUAAAGGAUUGAAAAUGAGUAUAUUUGCAUCUGGAAGACGCAUGAUUUCUGGGGUUCCAGUAUGGAGAUGUCUUCAACAGAUAACCAGAGCACCAGACUACACAACGAAAGCUCAGCUACUCUGUCACUCUCAGGCCUCCCCAGUGUUGUUUCCAUCCAGGCAAACUUGCAGCAGCGGGUUGUUGAGCAUCAGGCCCGUGAGCUGGUCUGCCUCACGCCUCUGCCACGGGGAUUCACGAGGUGCCUCAGAGAGAGCUGACAGCAAAGGGGGUUUCAGUUUGAGGGCCCUUACUGAGGCUCCCAAACCAGCCUUGUACCUCGGCUUCUCUGGGCUCAUCCCUUUCAUGUCUGCCCCUCUCCUGAUGGCUGCCACGCAGUCCUUCUACCCUGAACUGGCAUUUGCUCAAGUGGUUUACGGAGCCUCGAUAGUCUCCUUCCUUGGAGGUGCCCGCUGGGGGUUUGCCAUCCCAGCCGGUAGUCCUGCUCAGCCUGACUGGAUGAACCUGGGCAACAGUGUGGUGCCCUCACUUCUUGCCUGGCUGGCACUGCUCUGCAGGGACAAUAUUGCAGAGGGAGCCCUGGUAGUUAUUAUGGGACUGGGUCUGUCUCUGCAUUACGACCUGACCCUGCUGCCUGGUUACCCCUCCUGGUUCAAAGCCAUGCGAACUGUCCUCACUCUUGUUGCCACCUUCUCCCUGGUGGCUACCCUUACAAUUAAAAAAUUCUGCUCUGAGAAAAAGAUCAAAGAGAUUCAGAACUGAUUUAAAAGGACGGUUUGAAUGUUGAGCCACACAGACUUAAUAAAAAUGUAAAAUCAAGUGCAGACCUGCAGACAGUGGUUUGUUUAUGCUGUCCACCAUCUCACAGCAGUUACUUUGUUACUUGUUACAGAGACCUAAAUAUUGCACCAGUUACGUAAAUACGUAUGUUUUCCGACAUCACAACCCAGUGUCUGUAUGUAUCACAAUUAGUUUUACUGGGGGUUGACAUUUCAUGGAAACGUUACAUCAGGGUCAAACAGCCUUGAUGCUGCACAGUGGCAGACCUCAGACAAACAGAUGAUUGCAGAACCCAGUCAAAAGGGCACUAGAGAGUCGAUGACAACAAACUGCACUGAGCAGUACACUUUUUCAAUUAACCAGAAGCCAUGUUGCCACUGUAGUUUGCUUGUUUGUGAAAUGCUGAAAGUCCUCUGUUACAAACAUAUACAGUCAACUCAGGAUGUGUUUGCCAUGUUUAAACUCAGUGUGAUGUCUACAGUGGAGAGUCCUUGAUACUCACUGAGUACUAAGUAAUCUGAAUUUUCCUAACAAUAGAGCAACUGAACAGAUUCCAUUUUUAGGCAAAGACUGCAAUCAUACUUGUCUGACCUAACACACAUUCAUACCAUCACUUAGUACAUCAGGGAGGCAUUGUCAACAAUCCCACAGUGACUAUCUUGUUAAUUUUAAAUGAGGAAUGUGGGUUAAUAUUAAGCCCAGCACACAUUUAACUCUUCUGAAGUUUAUUAAGUCUGAAAUCAACCAAUAAAAGACAUUAUUACUGUUGUGUAACAAUAUUCUGUUGUCUGCUAAGAGAUGCAACAAUACAUGAUAGGAAAUACUGUUAAUGUGCAACUGCUCCACUCUGCUGGCAAAUGUGAUGAGCUCCAACAUCCAGAGGAAACAUGAUAACUUAGCAUGAAGAAGGUAAACACAUUCAUAAACUUGUGCAUUGUCUUUUAGUUAUGUCGUGUACCUUAACAUCAGAAAGUUGAAAUGUGAGUUGAAUUAAUUUCAGGUGCCACUGAUGAGUGAAAUGAUGAAUGGUGACAAAGAGGCACUAAUAUUUACAGUAUCAUAUAUACAAAAAGGAUCCAGUGAAAAUUACUGAGCGAUAACUGCACAGUGGUGUGCUGUUCAAGUGUAUAAUUAUUUACAGAAAUCACUUACCACGGAACUUUGGUCCCAUAUUAAAUAGGCUCAAGUGGUCUGAUAAAUCUUCCAAGUAGCAAAGCACUCACCUCAAACAUUUCUUUGUGGAAAAAUAAAAA
Messenger RNA from Chelmon rostratus (copperband butterflyfish), 2160 nucleotides. Its product is annotated as transmembrane protein 69-like. Bases 143 to 889 code for a protein of 248 amino acids. NCBI's taxonomy places the organism in Eukaryota, Metazoa, Chordata, Actinopteri, Chaetodontiformes, Chaetodontidae. The record is from RefSeq and is a predicted model, not a curated record. The transcript is spliced from 3 exons.